Molecule: messenger RNA, 218 nt
Organism: Heterobilharzia americana
Lineage: Eukaryota; Metazoa; Platyhelminthes; Trematoda; Strigeidida; Schistosomatidae
Source: the annotation of a GenBank genome assembly
AUGACUUCCUGUCAAAGAAUGUGUCAGCAUACCCUCUAUUCUUUCAUCAUCAGUAUUUGUAUAACGUAUAGUUUUUGUUAUACAGUUGGGAUGAAGUAUCAUGCUUAUCGGCACCCAUCACUUUCCUCUCCUUCGGAGUCUUCAUCGUCAUCACAAGUUGGAGUGCCUUCGUCAUCAGUCUCCCAGAUCGUAUCUGAAAAAUAUGUCACCCCAUAUAG